CAUACAUACAUACAUACUAUCUUCUUCUCAAACUCCUCUUUACAAAUUCAUUAUCAUAUUACCAAACCAAUAAGUAUGGGUGUUUUCACAUAUGAGAAUGAUACCACUUCUACCGUGCCUCCUGCCAAGCUCUUCAAAGCUGUAGUGCAUGACGCUGAUGUCAUCGUUCCAAAGGUUGUUGAUUCAAUCCAAACUGUUGAAAUCAUUGAAGGAAAUGGUGGCCCUGGAACCGUCAAGAAGAUCACUUUCGUUGAAGGAGGACAAACCUUGUAUGUGUUGCACAAAAUUGAAGCUAUUGAUGAUGCAAAAUUUGAAUAUAAUUACAGUAUAGUCGGAGGAUUCGGUAUAUCGGACAUAGUUGAAAAUAUAUCAUUUGAGGCAAAAUUGUUUGAAGGUCCAAAUGGAGGAUCUGUUGGGAAGAUGAGUGUUAAAUAUCAUACCAAAGGAGAUGCUAAGCCCAUUGAAAAGGUAGUUGAAGAAGGCAAGGCUAAGAGUGAUGCUCUUUUCAAGGCCAUUGAAGGUUACGUUUUGGCCAAUCCUAAUUACAAUUGAUGAUCAUGAUGCUAUAUCAUAUCAUCACUGUCCUUGCUAUCUAGCUUUGUUGGUGUCUUGUUAAUACAAGUUAUCUUCCAAUGUAAUAAAGUAUUCUAAUGUCUUGUUUGUUGCUUUUGAUUAUCAAAUUUGAGGUUUGUUAUCUUUCUAUCUCACGUUAUCAAUAACUUAUAAUACAAAUGAAAACAUAUA
Molecule: messenger RNA, 744 nt
Organism: Vicia villosa (hairy vetch)
Lineage: Eukaryota; Viridiplantae; Streptophyta; Magnoliopsida; Fabales; Fabaceae
Product: ABA-responsive protein ABR18-like
Exons: 1
Coding region: 76-552 (158 amino acids)
Biological process (GO): abscisic acid-activated signaling pathway; defense response
Cellular component (GO): cytoplasm; nucleus
Molecular function (GO): abscisic acid binding; signaling receptor activity; protein phosphatase inhibitor activity
Source: RefSeq, a predicted model, not a curated record